ACCAUCAGAGUCGGCUCUCCGUCUCUGCCUGACAAAUACAGACACAACAGAGAGAUGCUGAUGCUGCUGCCGCCGCACAGAGAGAGGCCGAGCAGCGCGAUGUACACCAACAUCACAGACAAUGGACAGCCACCAAACUUCCAGCGGGCUUUGUUCCACCAGGUGAUCGGUCCAUGCAAACCCUGCAGCGACCCAAACCUCUCUGUGGCUGAGAAAGUCCUGACCACUCCCAGUAGUUGGAGUUUGGACAGCGGUACCAGAGAAGCCCUCCCUUUCCUUUCCUCCCACGUUGGCAAUGUCAUGGCUCCACCUGUUCCACCACGCAACCUGCCUCAAGGGCAACACCUGUCGAUGCACUUUGACGCUUUCCACCACCAGGUCAGCGACCUCCCUCCAGCUCUCCCCGCGCGCUCUUUAAGAAAGUCUCCCCUGCACCCUAUACCUGCCUCGCCCACCAGUCCACAGUCCAUCCUGGAUGGCAGUAACUCCAACCUGUCAGGCAGCGCCAGCUCCGGAGUCUCCUCCCUCAGUGAGAGCAACUUUGGUGGCCCCGCCUCCUCCUCUGACCCCACCGCCAGCCGCACAGACACCCUGGAGUCCGUCCCCAGCAGCCAGGCUUGGACCACCGACCAGGAGGACCUCGACUCACCUUACCAGCCCGUCAGGUACAGCGUCUCCGAACCUGAAGUCCUGGAUGGAGUCAAGCCCCCGCCCUGCCGCAGCCACUCUGCCCCGGGAGGCGUCACCCCGGCUCAGGCGGGGUCCCAAAUCCAGCCCCAGGCUCCAGGUUCGGCCUCCAUCGGAGUUCAACAAAUGCAGCAGCAGGAUGUGCUGCCGCACCCCCAACACCCCCACUACUACCACCAACUCCACCAUCACUUCCACCCACACUACAUCCCCCACCACCCGCCUCUCUACCACCUCCAUGAGCCUCCGGCGCUGCCCCCUAAACCCUACCUCCGAGAGGGCUGCAUCCCUGAAGAGGACUCCCUGAUCGGCCAGUCUGCAGCGCCUCCACCUCCAGCACCGCGGCCCAUGCCACGCAAGAUCUCCCAGCCCAUAAUCGCAGCCACCAAGGAUGAGCAGGCUAAAGUGGCGUGGGAGCACGGCAUCGGCGAGGAGUAGGACGCCCCCUCAUGGUUUGUAGGGACAGAUAACAAACUCUUCUCAAAAGAGAUAAAGAAAAGACGUGAGAGCGAGAGCCAAACUAAAAACUGGUCAUGAAGUUGAGGGAAGCUCUGAUUCGCCCCCAGCUGUCCUCCAGUUACCACUAAAGGUUUCAGUCUGCUCUCACACACGCCAUCGGGCUAACUUGACCUCUGAGACGUGUUUCCUUUAACCAAACAGUCCUCACGUCACUGCAUCCUGAUUCUUUACUUCUUAUAUGUGCAGACGGGGUUUAACCUGAGAAAAUGCUGCUCAGCUUUUUCACUAAAGUCAUGAUUACACCUGAAACAGAACCCGGGAUUUUACAAAGGGAUUUCUAGUCAAAUAAAAAAAAAACCCUCAAAGAUUUAAAGGCAAACGUCACUUUAAAAACAUUUUUAUUUAUGUACAAAUAAAACCUAUAGACACAGAAUGGUCAAAGCAGGGACGUUAUACUGAAGGAUUAUUUAGAUCAGUGAUUCCUAAAGUGUGGGCUGCUGCCCCUUAGUGGGCUGUGAAGGUACUGCAGGGUGUCCUCCAGAGGCCAGAUUCCAUGAACCUCCAUGAUACAACAUUUUACAACAUCUGGAGUUUAUUUGUGUGGGAAUCUUCACAUAUCCUGAAAAAAACUACAAAGGGACAAACUGCAGGUUUGUGAAGGACUUUCCCUCCUCCCUCGCUGAGCAGACGCAAGAAGCACAACAAGAAGUUAUUUCAUGAGAUUUCACGUUAUUGUCCGUGAUAUAUUCUUUCUGUACUCCUGUAUUUAC
Molecule: messenger RNA, 1916 nt
Organism: Oreochromis aureus
Lineage: Eukaryota; Metazoa; Chordata; Actinopteri; Cichliformes; Cichlidae
Product: dedicator of cytokinesis protein 3-like
Exons: 6
Coding region: 55-1125 (356 amino acids)
Source: RefSeq, a predicted model, not a curated record